Molecule: messenger RNA, 474 nt
Organism: Coccomyxa subellipsoidea C-169
Lineage: Eukaryota; Viridiplantae; Chlorophyta; Trebouxiophyceae; Coccomyxaceae
Exons: 1
Coding region: 1-474 (157 amino acids)
Source: RefSeq, a predicted model, not a curated record
AUGGCUGGCACCAUACCAAGCACUUUUCGCCCGGUCCUCACUCGCUGCGGCGUCCUUGACCCCCCACCAGCACUCACCCGCCUGCUUCAAUCCCUCAGCCUCUCUGUCAUUCAGGCCACCUGCCGCGUCCAGAGCAACUUCCGCCUCCAAUGCAAACGCCUCCGCGUCUCCGCUCCCUCCGGUCCCUCCCCUAUACACCUGGCGGCCAUCCUCCAAGGUCAGCCCCCGCCACCGUUACCGGCAGGUCUCCCCUCCCCCCGCCGCUCCGGCCGCCACACUCGCCCCUCUCUCCGUCUCCCUGCACCCCACCGUCCCUCCCGGCCGCAGCGCCGCCGCCGUGCACCUACCUCCGUGCCCCACACCCGCGCGGCGCCCCCACGCCUGCCACAGCCUUCAAUGCCCGUGCUGCCCCCGCGGCGGUCCUUCCGGGUCCGCCGACCACCCACGACCUUCCCUUUUGAUGACGGGGGCUAG